Messenger RNA from Sinocyclocheilus anshuiensis, 5638 nucleotides. Its product is annotated as SAFB-like transcription modulator. Lineage: Eukaryota; Metazoa; Chordata; Actinopteri; Cypriniformes; Cyprinidae. Bases 45 to 3005 code for a protein of 986 amino acids. Gene Ontology annotation, cellular component: nucleus. Gene Ontology annotation, molecular function: sequence-specific DNA binding; RNA binding. The record is from RefSeq and is a predicted model, not a curated record. The transcript is spliced from 20 exons. Gene Ontology annotation, biological process: regulation of transcription by RNA polymerase II; regulation of mRNA processing.
CGCACGCACACUCACACUCACAGAGCCUCGGACACACAGGUAAAAUGGCGUCGGGGGCCAUUUCAGUGGAGACUAAGAAGAUUACAGAUUUACGUGUGGUAGACCUCAAAUCAGAACUCAAACGAAGAAAUCUGGAUGUUACUGGGGUAAAAAAUACACUCGUCGCUAGGUUGAAGCAGGCAAUAGAAGAUGAAGGUGGAGAUCCAGACAACAUUGAGAUCACCGUAUCAGCUGAAACACCCACGAGAAAACACAGCAAAUCUAAAGGAAAGAAGACCGACCUGGAUGCUGACACCAUCAUGGAAGAGGAAUCCUUCUCUAAGGAGACUGAGGAAGAGGAAUCUGAAAAAGAUGUAACUGAUACUGAUGAUGCUACUCGUGACAAUUCUAAAACCUUCUCCUGUGAAGACGGCCUUGCAGAGCCCGAGGCUGAGGUAGGAGUGGAGCCUGAUCUUGAGGCUGAAGCAGAAGCAGAACCCGAACCCGAGCCCGAUCCUGAUGCCGAGAUUGAGGCUGAGAGAGAAGCCGAGCCUGAAGUCCCAGCGAUGGAAGCCUUGGAGAGCGAACCUGCUCCUGAACCCAUAAAAGAAGUUGAGGAUGACAAUAUAUCUGUCACCAUCCAGGCCGAAGAUGCCAUCACGCUGGAUGUAGAUGGCGACGAUCUCCUGGAAACAGGUAAACAUGUGAAACUUCCAGAUUCUGAGGCAGACAAGGGCUGCGAAGAGCCUGAGGCCACUGCUGAGAUGGGGCAGGAGAUAGACUCACUGACUGAAGCGAUAGAUGGCCACAAGGAUGGUAAGAGAGAUGACGGGCUGAUGUCUGACGCCGCCAAGAAGGACAGCAGAGAGGCCUCGAAGAAAGGAGAAACAGGAGACAAGGAAAAGGAUUCUGGGAAGAAAGGCCCCUCUUCAACUGGGGCGACAGGUCAAGCAAAGAGCUCUUCAAAAGACAGAGAUGGAAAGACUACAAAAGAUGAAAAAGGAAGUGGCAGCAGCAGUACCAGCUUUACUCGCAAUCUGUGGGUGAGCGGCCUGUCGUCCAACACCAAAGCAGCUGAUCUCAAGAACCUCUUUGGCAAAUAUGGAAAGGUUUUUAGUGCCAAAGUGGUCACCAAUGCUCGUAGCCCAGGAGCCAAGUGUUAUGGAUUAGUUACCAUGUCAUCCAGCGCAGAAGUGGCCAGGUGCAUCUCUCACCUGGACCGCACAGAACUCCAUGGACAACAGAUAUCUGUGGACAGGGUGAAAACUGACCCAUUUAAAAAGGACUUCUCAAAGAAAGAGGGAGAAGAGAAGACAAGUUCCAGUAAAAUUUCUGGAGAAAAGCGCACUCCAACUGGGGCAAAAACUUCCAGCAAGACACCAGUUUUAUCUAAGAAGGAAGAGAAGAAAUCAGACAAAUCAUCUGAGAAGGACUGCAAAGACGUCAAAAAACAGGACUACAAAACCAACAAAUCUGAUGCACCUUCUUCCAAUUCAGGAGCCGACGCAGCAAAGAAAGAUGACAAGAAGCAUGGACGAAAGAGUCCAGGCAAUAUGAUGGUGAUCAACCAAGCUAAAGGAGAGCAAAACUUCAAUAAAUUUCGUCCUCCUUUCAGAAGGGGCGGGAGGUUUGAGAAGCCUGGUCCUCCCAACAUGAUGAACAGACGUCCCAGAGGGUUCAUACCACCUGAGGAGAUGGAGAAAGGCCGUCCCAUGCUUAACAAAGGUGGCAACAAAGACAUCCUGCCGUUUGAGAAGAUGAAGGAACAGAGGAUGCGUGAGCGCAUGGUCAGGAUGGAACACAUUCGCAGGGCUAUGGAACUGCGCAGACGGCGCGAGGUAGCAGAGCGAGAGCGCCGGGAGAGGGAACGAAUCCGUAUUAUGCGUGAGCGUGAGGAAAGAGAGAACCUGAUGAGAGAGCGGCAAAGGCUGGAGGUGGAAAGGCAGAAACUCGAACGUGAGCGCAUGGAGAGAGAGAGACUGGAACGGGAGCGGAUCCGUAUAGAGCAGGAGCGACGCAAGGAAGCGGAGCGUUUAGCUCGUGAACGCGAGGAGCUAAGACGGCAGCAGGAACAGUUGCGCUAUGAGCAGGAGAAACGAAACAACUUAAAGAGGGGACGCGACGUUGACCAAAGGAGGGAAGAUCCAUACUGGAAUAGUGGUAAAAAGAUGCAGACUGAGCCAGAGGGACGGAUCAGUCAAGGCGGAGAUUACAACAAUCGACAACAGAACCGCUUCAAUGAUUUCAACCCUAGAGACCGGAACCGAUACCAGCAGACAUCAGCUGUGCAAUCCAACAACUUUGAUAGACGCAAUCGCUUCGAUGGUGAACCUGAAUCAAAGAAGAAUCGACCUGCUCCUCGCCGUGAAGGCUCAGGGUUUGAGCGCUAUCCUAAAAACUUUGAAACCGUGCGGAGAGCAGAACCACCACCUCCACCUCGUGCAGAGCUGCGCGACAGCGAUCGCCGAGAAAUCCGCGACCGUGAUGAGCGCAGACAGGUGUCCAUGCCUGAUCGACCAGCUGGUGGCAGAGCGCCGCCCCCCACCAGUGCCCACUCCCGUACCCCCAGAGACGGCAGCCAUGCUGGCUGGAAGACUGAUGGGGGAAUGAAUACAAAACAAGGAGAUGUCAGGGCAGCGCGGAUGCGUCCAGAACGUCCUGGCAGAGAGGGUCCCGGACCUGCCAUGAGGGGGGUGUCCACAGCCAGCCGUGGCAGAGCCAGCUUCAACAGCCGAGACGGUGGCAGACCUGUGGUCAUGGGAGACCAGCAGCACUUCAGCAGUGGCAGACAGGUGGUGGUGGAGCGGCAUGGACGCGAUCAGGGCCCCAGGAAAGACUGGCACGGGGCAGCAGGCUCACAAAGCGGAGGAUUCACAGAUAACCACCGAAUGGGGGACAGUCGACCUGGCAUGAUGGCACCACACUCCAGUCAUUCCUCUUCUGGUAUGAACAGAAUUGUGCAGAUCACUAAUGUUCCCAUGGCCGGCGGCAGCGGAGGAUUCAAGCCCUUCAAAGGAAGGUUCUAGCAUCUGACUCGCCACAGUGGAAAAAAUUUAAUUUUUUUAAUUAAAUGUUUUUAAUUGGUUGAACUUAUAGCCAUUAGAUUAUUGUAAAGAUUCAAUUUGGUUGAUUUUGUUGUCUUUAUAAAAGGCUUUACAUGUAGAUUUUUGUUUCCUGAACUGUUCUCUGGUGACCUGUAAACAACCUUUGUGCACAUACAUGUUCUCUUGGCAUUCUAUAGGUGCAACUGUACAGCUUAUUUCUUAACCAGUGUUUGUUUAGAUAACCUUAACUUCAUGUUUCAGAUACUCUCAUAUGCUUUGGGCAGACUACUGCGUGUAGCACUGGACACAUCUGUAAUUCCGUUAACAUUUCAGUAUGUGGCUUUUUUGAUGGUUCUACAACUUGAUAUUAAAUUGUGGAUUAUGACCAUCUCUGUAUAGUUUGCUUCUGUUUGUGCCGCUGUAUCCGCCCACAGUUGAGUCUGUGUAGGAAAAACUUUAGGAAAUCUGAAGUUGAAGACUGAAUGACAAUCAGAAGAAUCACACAGACUCACGGACCAGAUUUCCUUUAAUCAGACGUAUUGUCCCUCGUCGAAGGCAUUUGUUACAGAAAAGUUGUCCAUCUACUUUUUGACACUGUUGGGCUACAUAAAUGUUUUUGGUCAUUAAUGAACCUUACACACAAUGGAAGGUUGACCCUUAUAAUAUCCUGAUUUUUAUUUUUUGUCCUUUUUCUUUUUGCUACGUUAAAAUGUUUUGUGUAAAUAUACACGUAUAAAGGAUAUAAAAUAGAAAUUGUAAUGGGACUGUUUUUUAAAAAUGAUUUAGAUGCACAUGUUGUAUUCAGUUGUUAAACAUGCAUCACAACUGCAUUUCCAUUACGGACUGACCCGGUAAUAUUGACAAGACAAAUGCACCAGGAGAAAACUUUCCAGUUCCCAUCAUUGGCAGAAAGUACGUGUGCCGUGUGUAAUGUGUGGCAUUUCAAUAUUACUUGAAAUUCAGAAGACAAUUACCCUCCCUGGUCGUUAGUCUUAAAUCACCCUUGGUAAUGCCCUACCAACAUGGAUCAACUCAUCAUUUGUUGCUUUCAUUCCCACAUCGCUUGAUGGCACUGAGAUAUGAAAACAUCAAAUUAUAUUCAUGAGAUGUCUUGCAAACAUUUCCUAUCUGGAAGGGCAAGGAACAUAUCUAAAUGGCAGCAUUUACUGUGAAACAACCAUUAGAAAGUUCCUUAUGUUCAGUUCUUUAAGCUCCAUAAGUACAAGCCUUAUUGCAAAAAUGGUAUUUAUUGAGUGUUAUGAAUCAGGUUCAGCUGUAACCAGACAAACUCUGGUGAUUCUAAUUUUGUAAAAAGAGGUAUGUUUCUCAUCUAGUGCAUUAAAUGUAACAGUGCAUAAAGAACUAAAAUGGUCUAGGACCUAUAAUGGAGCUUCAAUGGGUGCUGCACACCAACGGCCAACUAAGCAGACAAGGCCUUGGAAUAUUUACUGAUAUUAUUUGGAGGUCAAAAAUAGCUUUAGCUAAAUAGAUUAAACUGUUUGAAGCCAUUUUCCAUCUAUUUACUCUUUGAAAUGGGCUUUCUGUUUUCUUUAUGGAGAUCGCACCCACAGACUCCACUUUUUCCCCAUUUCUAUAAAUAUGACAUUUCAGUAUGUAUCCCACUAACAUGUAUGUUCUUGUUCUUUACACAUCUGCAGUUAACAAGAUUAAUUUAGAAGCAAAUGAUUAAAGCUGAAGCACAUUACAGUAGAAUAAAGUUAUUGGCAAUCAAUACAAAUGAGACAAGCUAAUGCACAGGGGGUACAUAUUGUGUGUGCUGGAGAAGUCUGUUGCACAUAGUCCUUCAUCACUCCUGAACCAGACAUGCCACUGAUCAAAAGCACCUUGGAAUGUCCAUAUUUAACCUGACCUGCAAGUGUAACAGUUGAGGAAGUGUUUGAAUCAGAAACUGUUUACAGAAUGAAACGUUUGUUCUCCCAAGUUUGAUGAAAACGGAUGAUUUAUUUAAUAUCAUCCCAUUUCACCUCACCAACCCCAGUACAAACCCUUUAAGACAUUUCUCUCCCAACUCUAUAGUGACUAGCUUGUGCUUCCUACCAUGACACCAGUUGCAGAGGUGAAAGAAGCUCACCGAUAUAUGAAUGUAAAUCUAGUUUGUGUAGUGUAAAACCAUAGUGAAUGUGUAACCUAACCAUAACCCUGGAUGUUAUUAUAGUGUACCUUCUAGGGAAUGAUAAGAACAUGACAAAUACAGACUGUUGUGCACUUUCUGGCUGAAGGUUUAGGAUGAUUAGGAUGCCAACCAGUUAAUCUCAGGUAACAACAAAAAAUAUAUAUAUAUUUACGAUUUCUCUUAGAAGCCCAAUUUGGGGAUGAAAUAGUAGUUACAAUUAUAAAGUUUAUAGGGUUGUUCAUAUCAAGGACGAUAACUAUAAAGUUUAAAGCUUUCCAAAUUACAUGACAUUGCGUAUUCCACAGAGAAACAAUGGAAUUUCAGAACGUUUUUUUUUGUUUAGCUGAAGAACGACAAACUUUUAAAAAUCUCGAGCAUUUAAUACAUUACUACAGCACGCUUAUAAUAAACAUAGCGUUAUUAUCCGUUGGUGUGGACACUAGUCAGAUUACACAACAUAUUGAAUUUGACGUGACGACGA